This is a messenger RNA of Schistosoma curassoni, 5958 nucleotides long. NCBI's taxonomy places the organism in Eukaryota, Metazoa, Platyhelminthes, Trematoda, Strigeidida, Schistosomatidae. The record is from the annotation of a GenBank genome assembly.
AUGUAUUUUUCAUUGUCCGUUUCAAUGAGGAUAUUCAUUUAUAUUUUAUUUUUGUUUGAUGGACUUAUAUCUCAAAGAACUUCUUCCUUACCUAAAUCUCCAUCCCUUUUUGUUGAUCAAUCUGGUCCAUGUACGCCUGAAGAAGAAGCAAAGAAAUCACAAUGUCUACGAGAAUUACCAGCUGAACGAUAUGAAGUACUUGAAGGUGAAACAGUUUUAAUGCGGUGUCGUGUAGCUAAUCAAAGAGGGAAAGCACAGUGGCGUGCUAGAAACUUUUUAUUGGGUUACAAAAGAAAUAUUCCAGAUUGGCCAAGAUAUUCGUUACAAGGCGAUUCAGGUCAAGGUGUACAUGAUUUACUAAUUCAAAAUGUUAGUCGUGAAGAUGCUGGAGUAUAUGAAUGUCAAGUUUCACCUGUUGCUGGACAAAAUCCUCUUCGACGUCAAACCCUAUUAGUUAUACUAGUAAAACCGAAAAUACCCAAUAUUGUGACUUUACCGGGUGUACCACAACCAUCAGCCAAUGGACAAUUGAUUGUAGCUUUUGAUUCCAAUAAAACGAAUCCCAUGAAUAACAAUCCAUUAAAAUUAAUUUGUCAAGCGAAAGGCGGUUAUCCUACACCGAAGUUUGAAUGGUUUCAUAAUGGAAACCUUAUUUCAGCAUCAGGGGAUUUAGAUGAAUUACAGAAUGUCAAUGAAGAAAUACAUUCACCAAAAAUAACUAAAGAUCAGUUUGAAUUGGAAAUUGAUAAAACAAAACUUUCAACUCGAGAUCGUAUUGUGUGCCUAGUCAGUAACAAAGCAACAAUGCGUUCAAAUCACCUAUAUGAACAAAAGCUUAGAGCUGAAGUGAUGAUUGUUAUCCACUCUUUACCAGGUGAUCCAGAAAUUAUUGACUGGGAUAAAUUCACAAAUGAAUCUACAAGCUUACUUGUUGGUUUAACAGUUGAAGUUACAUGUAGAGUGACUCCACCUGGAAAUCCUCCUGGUCAAGUUGUAUGGCGCUUCGAAAAUCCUUAUUCUAAUAUGAACCUAGAUCAGUUAAACGUUUUUAGAAAUGAUUUACAAAUACCAUCAAUAAAGAAUGUUAUUUCUAUUACGAAUGAAAAUGUAAUCAACCAAAUUACAGAUGAAAAAAUUUUGAGCCGACUAAAAAUUACAAAUCUUAAUUCAACAAUGCAUGGUUUAGAUUUAGUGUGUGCUGUUCGACAUCAAGUUGGCCCAGAGAAAACAACAAGGAAACGAAUCUGGAUUCGACAUGGUCCGCAGCAUGUCAAUAUACAUGGUCCUUAUGAAAGAAUAACUGAACUGAAACAAAAAGUAAAUGUUUAUGAUAAAUUAGAGAGAGCAGAUAAUAAAAGCACAGUGACUACUGUAAAUAAACAAAAGUUGUAUGUUUAUUUAGACAGACCACAGUAUUUAUCAUGUGUUACUGAUGAGUAUUAUGGACAGGUUGAGAUAAAAUGGCGGGGUAAAUUACAUAACAGUGAAAAUUGGGAAGUUAUUACUCCAGUCGAAUCAUUUCCACGUAAUGAACCUGAUGCAUUAAAUAAUUUUAAUAUAAUUCAGGCAUCAAUUAUACAACUGGUUACAACAAAUCAAAAACGAAAUGCUUUAAUGUGGACAGAAAUAGAAUGCAGUGCUUUACCAAGUUAUUUCAGAGAAGAAAAUAAAAAAAUUAUAUCGAACAAGGUCAAUCUGGAAAUGUAUACCAUCCCUCGCAUUCCGACAAUUACGGGAUAUAAGGAAGGCACAUUAUUGGCAGAUGGCACUAUACUAACACUUCACUGCACAGGAGAACAAGGAAAUCCUCCAGGAAAACUAGUUUGGACUCAAGUAUUAAAAGGUACCAAUGAAAGUGAAUUAAUUGAUGAGUCAAAUAUUAUUCAACAAAAUCAAUCGAACAAAUAUCCUGAUGGAAUGAUUUAUUCAAUAUUAAAUAUUAAUCUGACAAAAUCAUAUGAUGGAGCGAUUUUUAGAUGUGGAACUGUGAAUCCUGGUUACGGAUAUUCGGAUGCACAAUUCAGUUUACCAGUAGAAAUUGGUGUAUCCUAUUCAGCAACAGUUUUAAAUAUUAGUGUCAUAAGUGGAACUGGACAAAUGAUAGCACGAUCAAAAUUACGUGAUGAACUUCAAACUAUUUUAAGUUAUUAUAAAUCAAAAUACAAUGUUGGACAUAUUCCAAUAGUCCAAGCAAAAGCUGGUCAUGCACUGAAACUAAUGUGUCAAGUUGAAAUGUCAAAUCCAAAACCUGAACUAGAAUGGCAACUUCAUCAUUGUUCACCUGUUCAAUUUGCAUCAAUUAUGAGAGGAAUCAACGAUACAAUCAACGAUAUGAAAUCACAAAAUGAUCCAUAUGAUGCAUUUUUUAAAAGCUGUCAGAAUAUUCACUUAACAGGUAGUAAAAUGGAAGAAACGAUUAGUGAGUCAGGCAAACUUCACAUCUUAAAUAGCCAUUUGGAACUUCCUAUAAAUAUAUCACAUGAUGGAGAUUUAAUUGAAUGUUUAAUAAGAAAACAUCCAAUUGAUUAUACUAACAGUUCUGUUCAUUUACAAUCAUUCGAUAAAUACACACUGUCUAAACCUUAUUAUCAAAAUACACAUUCACAAGCCCUUACACUUUUAAAUUCACAUAUUUUACUUUCUAUUCAAUUUCCACCGAUAUUUUUAACUUUAGCAAAACAAUUGAAUUGGCCUGUAGAGUUGAAUUCAUCAAAUAAUAAUGAACAAUUUUUACCACAUUAUAUUGUGGUUGAAGGUGGAUCACUUGAUUUAGAUUUAGAGCCUAUUUCUAAUCCAUCAUUAAGUAAAACAUCAUGGUUUAGAAAUGGCAUACCACUUCCAUUAUCAAAUAAUCCAAUUAAAAUAUUGAAUUCAUUCAAAAAUGAAGAAGUUAAUAAAAGUUCUAAAUCAUAUUCUAUUGAAGAUUUAAAUCAACGUUUAAUCGUACAACCAACCAAAUUAUUUAUUCAUCCUGUUAAACGAUCAGAUAUGGCCAAUUACACACUGAUUGUAACUAAUGCUCUAGGGAGUAAAGAAUUUACAUUCUUUUUAAAUGUAACUUAUGGGCCGCAAUUAAUUGGUUCCCCUUCAGUAAAUGUGACAGUUUCUGGUAAAAAGGCUGAAUUAUUUUGUCAAUCGGAAGCUAAUCCCACACCCACGACAAAUGCUGUCCGCUGGAGGCGUUUAACAAACACACUGAUUGGUUAUGAUUCCGCAGAAAAUAUCUACAGAAAUUCAAUCUCCCGAGCAUCUUUUUCUACAAAGAGUCAUACUUCUCAGGCUGAUUCAGCUGCUGGGAUUCAUUGUGAUAAAGGUGAAUGGAAUGUUGGAUUUAAAUAUUAUGCAAAGUGUUGGUCAUCAGCUCCUGGUGUAAUGACUAGUACACUUACAAUAUACGAUUUAAGUCCAAAUGAUGUUGGGCGAUAUCAGUGUAACAUGGAUAAUGGAAUCGGAUCACCAGCUGUUCGUACGAUUGAUCUUACUUAUCCAUUUGCACCAAGAAUAGUACCAGUAACAAGAUGGUCAAGAGCUGCACCCAAUAUAGUUUCAAAUAAGAAUAAAACUAUCAGUGUUACUCAAUCAACUUUAAUUUCUGAUCAACUAAUCUCCAUCGUAAAAGGAGCUCAUGCCAGAUUAACAUGUGUAAUUGCUGCAGAACCUAAUCCAGAAGUAAAUUGGUUAAGAGAACCAGCUAAUUUAACAUUAAUUGAAGGAGGUCAAUUUCAUUCAGUAGUUAAAUCUAUUCGUCCAGGAUUAUAUCAUGCAAUAUUAUAUUUGAUACAACCACAAGAAGUUGAUUUGGGUCGGUACUUUUGUAAAGUAAAAAAUUUAGUUGGCGAAGAUAUUGGUCGUGUGGAUUUAAUACGUCCGACUCAACCUGAUCUUCCAAGUUCACCGCGUCUAUUGAAUGCAACUAGUACAAGUUUAACAGUUUCUUGGACACAAGGAUUUAAUGGUGGUCCAGAACAAAAUUUCUUGUUACAUUGGCAUCCAAAUGAAGACCCAGAUCACCAUGAUAAAGUCAAUAUUAAAGAAGAUCUAGACAAUGAAGUAUUAACCUACACUAUCACUGGUCUUCAAAAAGCUACAACAUAUCGUGUGUCAGUUAGUGCUUAUAAUACAUUAACUACUACAACAUCGUUUACACCCUAUCUUUUGGCUUCUACAACUGCAUUUGAUUCACUGUCAGGAGAGGAAGCAAUGAGGGAUGAAGCCAAAGCCAAAUCAUUAAAAGAUAUUCAAAGAGGACAUUGGGAUUCAAGAUGGCGAUUAAAUUCUAAGAACCCUGAAAACUCCAUAAAUCCGGAUCCCCAAAGACGAUCAGUUCGAUCUGGUCAUGAAUUAAAUUCUCUCGAUGAUAAUGCUUUUGUGAUUAUAAUUGCAGUCUCUGUAUUCGGAUCAUUUAUUUUAAUCGCGAAUUUAUUGGUAAUAUUAAUAUUUACACGAUACAAGCGCCAAAAAAUGAAACAGGAUGAACGUAAACCAUCUGCUGCGGGGGACCUUAUGCAAAUAUACCCAGUAGAAAAUGGUUUCUCAGAAAUACACACAAAUACACAGACCAGUUUUCCAAUGUAUCCAGACGAUAUGCGUUUAAAUGCCAGUUACAUGUUGCAGUCAGUACCACAUGACCAGUUUUCACCCUUUCAAAAUGGAUGGGAACAAAUACCUUUGAAUAUAUGUCCAGAUCAAACUUCAUCUAUUAUAAGAGGAAAUCAAAUAUUUUCAAGCUCACCUCACUCAAGCAUAAAUGCAAUAAAUAUGCAGAACUUCAACUCUCCAAAUCAUAUAGAAUUUAAUAAUCGACCUUCUAGUGAUAUAUCUAUUCAACCAUCGUCUGUUUUAAUAAAUAAUGCUGAUCAAACUACAGUGGCUUAUUUAAACCCAGAUAAUGGAACGGUAGAAGCGAUUCAAAAUAUUCAAGAUUAUCAUGACUGUUCAGAAUUUAUGCCCCCAGUAUUUCCCAAUAGUUGUUCGUCUCACAAUUACGAUACAGAACAAAAUCUGAGAAAUAUAGAGCGCCCUACACCCACUCACAGACGGCUUGUCACUAUCGGUAGAACCUUGACUGAAAAAAGUAACAGAACUAGGUCACCACAUUCUGGAGCUGCUUCAAGUGUUUCCACUAUCAGGUCGAAUGGAUAUGGAAAUACUAAUAGUUUAGAAAGAAGUCUUUCAACUUUUCAACGAUCUCAUCACUCGAACUUGCUGGGUGACUACAGAUAUCUUGGUGGUGGCUUGACGUUACCUAACGGGGGCCUCGGACUAAAUAUAAUGAGUCAGAGUCCCCAUCAAAACGGACAGUUGUUUAUAUCAAACGCGAGGACUUCAGGAAGCUGGAUUCAAAAUGGAAUGACUACAAGUUUUCAUGGAGGUAAUGCUCCGUCAUGGAAGCAUUGUGUCAAUCCUCAUGCAAGCGAUGAAUACACAUCAUCAGAACAACAAGUAGCAAGAAAUUCAUACAAUUCCUUUGGACAACAAUCUGUAUCACAUCUCACGAACAGUUUUGAAUUGCCUGAUGUUCAUGUUUUCAGCAACCGGCAGCAUACACAAACGAACAAGGGUUCCGAGGUCUCAUCAUUACGUUACUAUCAGGAAUCACCAGUGAAGUAUAUGGCACAAUUGGAAAAUAAUUGGCUACAAUCAAAUCAAAAUAACAAUGACUGCAGAAAUAUGAGCAUAGAGUUUCCGUCAAAUGGAUCGACUAUACCACCACCAAAUGAUUUUCAAACUACUGGUUCCCAUAUCCCUUACAUACAAGUUAACAGUUCCACUCCUACCGUCAAUAGACCAUAUUAUCAUAUAGCAGAUGAAAAUAAGAAUAUUAUUAACCAAGAAGGUCCUGGUGCAGAUCAUUUACACGCAACUGACCAACGUUUAGGUAUACCCAGAAACGUUUCAGAUAAUAUGAUAACACAUCAAAAUAUGGGCAACUACUCUUCAUAUGGUUGUAUUUUAUAA